CGAAGCCUGACGAAGCAUCGAGAAGGCGGUCGCACUUGGUAGAAAAAUUAACUUUAAACGAGGCGCCCGGGGCUCAAGAAAUUCAACAACAAACCCGGGAACGAGACCACACCUUUUCCUCUACUCUACUCUACUCUACUCUGCAACCUCGUUCUGGAUCGCAUCCAUCCGUACUCAUCCAUAAACACAUUGCACAGCACCUACCAUACGAGAAGUCAGAUAGGCCGCAAAUAUGAGUGUUGUCGGCGUGGACUUCGGGACUCUUAAUACAGUCAUUGCUGUUGCUCGGAAUCGUGGUGUCGAUGUCAUCACCAAUGAAGUCUCAAAUCGAGCUACACCGUCUUUAGUCGGCUUUGGACCUAAGAGCCGGUAUCUCGGCGAGCCUGCGAAGACACAGGAGAUCUCGAACCUGAAGAAUACCGUUUCAUCUUUGAAGCGAUUAGCAGGCCGCACCCUCAACGAUCCCGAUGUGCAAGUGGAACAGCAGUUCGUCUCUGCACCCCUCGUCGAUGUCAACGGUCAAGUUGGCGCGGAGGUCACAUAUUUGGGCAAGAAGGAGAAAUUUACGGGUACACAGCUUGUGUCCAUGUUCCUGAGCAAGGUCAAGAGCACGGCAUCAGCAGAAUUGAAGCUCCCAGUCUCGGAUAUUGUUAUGAGCGUUCCGGCUUGGUUCACAGAUAUCCAGCGAAGAAGUUUGAUGGAUGCUGCUGAAAUUGCUGGACUCAAGCUGCUCCGCCUCAUGAAUGAUACUACGGCGGCUGCUCUUGGUUACGGUAUUACGAAGCUCGAUCUCCCUACCGCUGAAGAGAAGCCAAGACGCGUGGCAUUCAUCGAUAUUGGACACAGCAACUACACAUGUUCUAUUGUAGAGUUCAAAAAGGGCGAGUUGACUGUCAAGUCGACUGCUUAUGAUCGUCAUUUCGGUGGUCGGGAUUUUGACAAGGCUCUGGUUGAUCAUUUGGCUGCGGAGUUCAAGGAGAAGUACAAGAUUGACAUCAACACCAACCCCAAGGCUUUGGUCCGUGUCCAUGCAGCUGCGGAGAAAUUAAAGAAGAUCCUGUCAGCCAAUCAGCAAGCGCCCGUCAAUAUCGAGUCAUUGAUGAACGAUGUCGACGUUGCAACAAUGAUGACUCGUGAGGGCCUUGAGACGCUUGUCGAGCCUCUCCUCAAGCGUGCUCAUGUACCUCUGGAGGCAGCCCUGGCCGAGGCGAAACUGAAGGUAGAAGAUAUCGACAUCAUUGAGUUGGUUGGUGGAUGCACGCGUGUCCCAGCUCUCAAGGAUCGCAUUCAAAAGUUCUUCGGCAAGACCCUCUCCUUCACGCUCAACCAGGACGAGGCUAUUGCACGAGGCUGCGCUUUCAGCUGCGCCAUUCUUUCCCCCGUCUUCCGUGUCCGAGACUUCGCCAUCCACGAUAUCGUCAAUUAUCCAAUCGAGUUUACAUGGGAGAAAUCUCCUGAUAUUCCUGAUGAGGAUACCAGCUUGACAGUUUUCAACAAGGGCAAUGUCAUGCCAUCAACCAAGAUCCUCACCUUCUACCGGAAAGAGCCGUUCCAACUCGAGGCCAAAUACGCUAAACCUGAAUUGCUCCCCGGAAAGGUUAACCCGUGGAUUGGACGAUUUUCGGUCAAGGGCGUCAAGGCUGAUUCUAAGGACGACUUCAUGAUUUGCAAGCUCAAGGCUCGUCUCAAUUUGCACGGCAUCCUGAAUGUAGAGCAAGGAUACUAUGUUGAGGAUAUGGAGGUUGAGGAGCCCAUACCUGAGGAGAAGAAGGACGACGAAAAGAAGGACCCAGAUGCAAUGGACACCGAAGCUGCCGAGAAGCCAAAGACAAGAAAGGUCAAGAAGCAAGUCCGAAAAGGCGAUUUGCCAAUCGUCUCUGGCACCUCUUCCCUCGAUGAGCAAUCAAAGCAAACCGCAGCCGAGCAGGAAUCUUCUAUGAUUAUGGAGGACAAGCUCGUUGCCGACACCGAGGAGAAGAAGAACGAGCUUGAGACUUAUAUCUAUGAUAUGAGAAACAAGAUUGAUGACCAGUACUCUGAAUUCGCGAGCGAGGACGAGAAGACUAAGUUGAAGGCAAAGCUUGAGACUGUUGAGGAAUGGCUCUAUGAUGAGGGUGAUGACUCCACAAAGGCGAUCUACAUCUCCAAGAUGGACGAAAUCCGCGGUCUAGCUGGCCCCAUUGCCCAACGCUACUUCGACAAGGUCGAGGAGGAGCGUCAAGCUGCCCAGGCUAUUGCGGAGGCCGAAGCAGCCAAGAAGCGUGAGAUGGCAGAGGCAGCACGAAAGGCGGCCAUGGCACAGGAGGCUGCAAGCAAGGAUGAGGAGAUGACUGAUGCCGAGACAAUAAAGCCGGAUGAGGUCUCUGAGCCGGAGGAGAAGAAGUAAAAUCAUGUGACGGACAUUAAUGAUUUGAUGAUGGGGCGGAUGGCACUUGCAUAGGCGGAUCCGGGCCAGGAUUCUCUCUCUCUUUGGUUGCCUGACCCAUCUCCUGCGUGCGAGAAUUACUUGCUUGUUGGUUCCGGUGCGUUAUAGAUGGCGAUGCAAGGUUAGAUAUUCAAGUAUUACAAGCCACAGUUGAGACUCUUUGUGAAAUUGAUGCUCUUCAAAGUGUG
Molecule: messenger RNA, 2613 nt
Organism: Hyaloscypha bicolor E
Lineage: Eukaryota; Fungi; Ascomycota; Leotiomycetes; Helotiales; Hyaloscyphaceae
Product: putative heat shock protein Hsp88
Exons: 6
Coding region: 233-2386 (717 amino acids)
Biological process (GO): protein folding
Cellular component (GO): nucleus; cytosol
Molecular function (GO): ATP-dependent protein folding chaperone; ATP binding
Source: RefSeq, a predicted model, not a curated record